UUUAGCACUCCGGCUUUCUUCGCAUCUCUUCGCCGCUGGCCAAACAAUAUCCGCCGCCGCCCCCAGUGCUUCUUCCCCUCCCCAGCUCCCCCUUGGCCAUUGCUAGGGAUUCGAAGGGAAGAUGGCCUCUUAAUUGUUUGGGGAAUCGAUGAGAUUUGAGAUCUGGAGGGAGUCUGUUUCUUCACCGUGCCGUAUGCUCCCGCUUUCUUUUUUGUAGAAAAAAAAUCAGGGCGGGCAUUGGGGAGGACAUUCGACCAAUCAGUUGUAACGGAGAAGAAUAAGGGAGAUCUCAGAAUAAGGGGAGCCGUGGUUAAUAAUUCGAUGGCAGUGAUGAGUUUCCGGCGGUUGGUGCAUCUGGUGGUGGACGACGUGGGCCUCCGCCGCACCUACAGCCUGCGCAGCAUCGACAUGUCCCGCCUUUUCCGCCGUCCCCCACGAGAGUCCACCGGUGGCUGCGGCCGUCCAGACCAGCCACCGCCGACGGAGGAGGAUCAUGAGAUGAAGCCGUGCCCCCUCCCCGCCCCAACCAUGACCUUCUACCCGCCCCGAUGCUGGCACCACGACGGCCAGAUGGCGUUCAUGCUCCUCGGCGGCAGGCACAACAAGGUGGUCGCCGCCGACCAGACUGGCCGCGCCGUCCUCUACGACCCCGACCAGCACGCCGUCCGCACCUUGUGCGGCUUCGGUGCGUUCAAGUCCAUGCCGGCCUCCCUCACCGUCGGCGAGGACCACCUCUACGUGCUCGGCACGGUCCCGUGCGAGGAUGGCCGGUACUUCGAGUGCCUAGAGCUUGACAGCGACGGUCUCGUCGAGGACUGGCACCCCCGCGUUCUCCCGCCGCCGCCUUACAUAUACGACGAGCCCGGCAUCGACUCGUACACAGCGGUCGAGGGUGGUGGUCCCACCCACAUCUUGGUGUCCAAGGCGCGCAUCGGCACCUACUCGUUCGACACAGCAGCGGAGGCGUGGAGCAAGGCUGGCGACUGGACGCUGCCGUUCAGCGGCCGCGCGGAGUAUGUUCCCGAGCACGACCUCUGGUUCGGCCUCAGAGACAACAGCCCCUGCGAGUUCUGCGCCGUGGACCUCGCCGCCACCACGGCAUGGAGGCCCCCGGCAGUGCGCAACCUUUGGAAGGACUUCACCCCGCCGGCGGAGUGGACAGUCUUUUCUCCAGUAUCGUGCCUUGUGCACCUAGGAUCCGCUCGGUUCUGCAUCGCUAGGUUCUUCACCGCCGACCCGCUUGGCCCCUACCCAGUCGGCCACGCAGUGUUCACCGCCGUUGAGGUGGAGCGCUGUGCCGCCACUGACGGAGGGCUUCGAAUGGUGAAGCACGGAUCGCUGUACAUGCUCCUCCAUGAGAUGCAGAUGAUCCCUUGGGUGCUUUGAUUAGCUUCUAUUAGUACCUAGUAGCGACAGCACAAGAUCUCAUAUGAAAUCCUCUUGAGGCCCCAGUAGAUCUUUAGUAGUAGGAGUAGCAAUCAACCUCACUUGGCACAUGAUGAUUUUUUAUCAGGAUUGUCGAUGUUUGUGUCAUGCAUGGUAGUGUUUAGGGAGGCCUCUGUAAUAAAAUUGGUGUGAUCAUUUAGAAGCUGUUGAGUAACUUGUUAUUCAUGUUAUGUGUGCCUAUAUAAUAUCAUAAAUAAAUGUGUUUCCCAUCUAGUUGAGUUGUUGAGUUACUCUCUCUAUUGUGUUGCAAGCAGUUGCCAAGUUUGAUGCAGAUUUCAAGUCAAGUACUAUUUGAAUCAGAGUGGUGACUGAAUGACUAGUUGUGUUUGGUUUCAUACUUUCAUCAAUAAAAAAGGAGCCAUGCGACUUGCAACUUAGCGCUACAUCCAGGAGUUAGCAGUCUCAAAAGCAUUUCCAAGCAUCAACAGUUGUGUUCUUCAGUGUUUGUGAGAAUGUUCUGUGGUGUUUCUUCCAAAAAAAGAACUUCGCUACAGGGGGAGAGAUCCAGGGGGAAGAAAAGAAUCCACAUCCACUAGCUAGAUAUGUACAUCCACCACUUGUAAAGCCCUAAAGCCUAUAUUGUUGUCAGCAUGGCCAUUCUGAGAGGGUAGGGCUUGAAUAUGCAGGAGGUAAGAAACGAAGGUUAGUAUUUGGUUGACUGGAAAAUAAUAUUGAUCCCAAGACUAGAAGUUGUUUCAGUUUCACGCAUACUAAAUGUAUAUAGUAACACGGAACAAGUGAGCAUGCAGGGAACAGGCAAGGUGAAGAAAAUCAAUCAACAGUAAACAGCCACACGUCCACUCUAGAAGCCACCCAUUUAUUAGAGGCCAUUGUCUGAUCACACUUGUUGAAUGAACCGCAGGUAUGCUUUGGUCCACUUGUCUUAACCUGAAUCAAGAUAUGUAUGAGAACAAGUCAUAAAAAAAUGUGCACUUACAACUAGAUGAUCCAAAUAGUCGACAUUUACCUUGCAACCAGCGUAUUUCUUGCUUGUAGAUGCAAAAAAAAGUCCACUUGCAUCCUUGUUCAGCUCUCUUACACUUGGCUCUAAAUCUGGCCGUGUCUUUUUUCGCAAUAUCGAAAGCAUGAUCAUGCAAGAGAGCAUGAUGUGUGACUUUUGCACUGAUCCGUAUCUGGGAAGACCACAUUCACAUCAAUACAUGGAUCGUACUCAUCUUCCUCAUCAACUAUUUCAGCAUUAGGAUUAAACUCAGUGUUAGAGUUGCUAUCAUCCCUAGAGUCAGAUGAUGCAGCCAAAUCUGUGUCAUAGCUGCUAUCACUUUGUACCUCUUCACCUCCCUCAUUUGUGGCUGUUUCAUUUGUGCCUCUCUCAUUUGUGGCUGUUUUGUUUGUGGCUCUCUCAUUUGUGGCUGUUUUGUUUGUGGCUCUCUCAUUUGUGGCUCUCUCACUAGAAAAAACUCGGCCGGGUGGGGAAAGACCGCCCCACCGGUAUUGACUUUCUAGAAGAAGCCUCGGCUUCCCCGACCGAGAAAAUCCCCGAACCCUGGCCCCGCCCUGACACUGGGGGCCGUAGCCCAUGGGAACCCUGCCUGGGCCACGUAAGGGUCCUCAGGCCGACCUGGUGGGCCGUCCACACCAGUGCAUUGGCACCGGGGCCAGCGAGGGGAUUUUUUUAACCUCAGCCUGAAAUUCGCUCCCACGGGGAGUCGAACCCAGGACCUGAGGAGUGCCGCUGGGUUCCUCUAACCAACUCAGCUAGAGGCCCUUUGGCUGGCUCUCUCACUAGUGCCUUCCUUAGUCAGGAGCACAUUAGAUCUCACGUGAAACCUUCGCUUUGUUGGUGAAAACUGUAGUGGCCCAUGAAAAUCAACUACCUGAGCAUUGAUACAUACUAAUCCCUUCUCUACAUUCAAUAGAAACCACUCUAACAAUUUUUCAUCAGAUUUUAUCUCCAUAGAGUAAUUCUCCAAAUCACGCCACAAAGUCAUGUAUUGUUUAGAACCCCACAAGCAGUGCUAAGCAAUGAAAUCAACUAGCUGCAUCAGCCCAAAGCUAGUUAUGUCAACAAUCUUGGUCGGCAAGUUCUACCUUGCCACCAUGAUUUUGGACCACUGUCAGGCAAACUGAAAAAAGAGCGCACUCUAACGACAAGUUUCAAUUCUCUGUGAUUUACCCUACAAAUCACAGGAGGGAGUAAAGAAGUUAGGGGGAUGUUAACACAUGUACUAAUCGUUGGCCGGUUCUUCCAUCUCAUAAACACACAUCUCAGAAAUUGAUGAAACUAUACCUCUGUUCUUCCAUGGUGAUUCUCCAGAGCUGGUUUGUUGGAGGCAGAGGAUGUUGUGGAGGGGGGCGAGCAAGGUGCUGCGGCACUUGUUUGAGGCGCCUCGGGAGGGGCGCGACGGUGCCGCGGGGUGAGCGCGCCGGCGCCUGGGCGGCCACCACACGAGACGGGCGCGAUAGCCUCUUGACGGCGGCUGCGAGAGAGGGGCGCGCCAAUGUGGAGGGAGGGGCGCCAGCGCGGGAGGGGCGCGAUGGCUGCGCGCGGGGUGGCGCCGCCGCCAGCUCUCCAAACCCUAACUCCGGAUGGUGACGGGUCUGGUUUCUUCCAACCAGGUGAAAGAAGAUAAGGUGAGGGGUAGUACUGUCUUUUCCCAUAUGUGUUUUUCCUUUUCCAUUUUUUCCUCUCAUUUAAUCUUUGCAAACCUAACGAUGUUACAAACUAGGGAUAAAUGGCUUGUUCGUUUCAAAGUUACAGGGGUAAAAUCACAAAGUUUAAAAAGAAGAGGUAAAAUCACCAUUGAUGUUUGAACUAGGGGCAAGAAUGCUUUUUUCCUUUAAGAAAAACAUGCUGUACAGAUGUAACUGGUGAGUUGGUGAAUAUCCCUGUCAGAAAAUGAAGUUCUGGGGGGCAGCCUUUUCCAGUUUCCGGUCCCUUUACAGUCAUAUAAAAUCUGUGGAAAUAACUGUAAAGUGUACGUGUUAUUGCCAAUCCUGGACAAUAUUUUGGUGUUGGACUUCCAUCAAGAGAUUUCUAUAGGAGAUUUGUUCUUGCACUUAGAGAUAAGAUUAUUAGUUUACAACAAGAGCAGUAAGCAGGCCAUAGUAGAAUGCACAAAGGAUGAAAGGAGGAAAACAGUAUGGGCAUAGCUGAUCCGUCUUUUACACACUGGGGUUCGGAAAUUGCGCCAACCCUCUUCUCUCUACAUUGGGUUUUACGAUUACUGAUCCCAAGACGAAAUGAAGGUCUUCUAUUGCAAGAUUUCUAUUCCAAGGAGAUGUAUAACCUUUCCCUCCAGUUUAUUACUGAGUUUUACACCUUCCAUGAUCAGAAACUGAGCUCUGUUCGACUGUUCUAUGUGGGUAUUUGCAGCAUUUGUAUGAGCAUUUGAUUGCCAACAUCAGCUACAGACUUUGUCUCCCAUACACCUGAGUGCCGGACAUUUCUCAGCACUGCUGCUCAUGGAAGAGGAAAAAUACCCCAAAGGGCACAGUAGAAAAAAGUAAGAUAUGCCUGAUGGAUUAGAACUUGGUUUGGGGUUUAUCGAUCAUAGUUGACUGCUUGUGCUUGGUGACUCAUGAAGUUCUGAAGGGUUUGCGAUUGAUUAUUUCUUGAAUUAUGACCAAGUUCAAGGUCAUGAUAUCUGCCAGUUUCCCAGGUUCGACUUCCAGAAGCCUGCAAGUUGCUGAAGCUGAGCUGGCGCCGGGCAUAUAUGAUGAACUCCAGUUGAUGAUUUACUGAGCUGGGUUUUGUUCCUAGGAGCUGGUAUAUUGUUUGUUAUCUGCAGAAUGUACAUGCACCAUUGCCCUCAAAAAAAAAAAGUACAUGCACCAUUGAUGUAAAUUUUUUUGCUAAAAGCUGGUACGGUUAUGCUAGCUACUCUUCAUUUGAAGUUUAUCUCUGUC
Messenger RNA from Panicum virgatum (switchgrass), 5313 nucleotides. RefSeq lists its product as uncharacterized. The record is from RefSeq and is a predicted model, not a curated record. The transcript is spliced from 4 exons. Bases 322 to 1386 code for a protein of 354 amino acids. NCBI's taxonomy places the organism in Eukaryota, Viridiplantae, Streptophyta, Magnoliopsida, Poales, Poaceae.